AUGGCAGAUAUUACUGCCAAAGUUAUCAAGAAGAUGUACGAAAAUGAGAGCCUCGAGAAGAAGCUCGAAUCAGAUAGGAAUUUCGAAAGGGAGUCGGAGAAACACAAACUUCGGCAUCCGGAAAUGUAUUCGGCCAUCGAGACGGGUGCAAUAGAGAGGUUUAGAACAGGUCAAAUGACGGAAGACGAUUUACCUCAAAUUGCUGCAUUGGGAAAGUACAGGGUUGUGUUUCCUGAUGGUAGCAGCAAGCCACUUCUAGGUUGA
Letharia lupina is the source of this 264-nucleotide messenger RNA. RefSeq lists its product as uncharacterized. Bases 1 to 264 code for a protein of 87 amino acids. The transcript is spliced from 2 exons. NCBI's taxonomy places the organism in Eukaryota, Fungi, Ascomycota, Lecanoromycetes, Lecanorales, Parmeliaceae. The record is from RefSeq and is a predicted model, not a curated record.